This is a messenger RNA of Cuscuta campestris, 1247 nucleotides long. NCBI's taxonomy places the organism in Eukaryota, Viridiplantae, Streptophyta, Magnoliopsida, Solanales, Convolvulaceae. The record is from the annotation of a GenBank genome assembly.
AUUUAAAAAAUAUGAGACAAAUAGAAAAAAAAUGAAAAGUUCAUUUUGAGUCGCAAUAAACAUAUAGAUUCUUUGGCUUUGACGAUGAGAAUGAAGAAUCUAAGCUUUUGAUCGUCAAAACAAAUCCAUGGAGAAGAAGGGCGAAAAGCAUACAGUAAACAGCUCAAUGGGUGACUCGGCAUUUUCCGAUCAGAUUCCGGCGAGCAUCUUCGAAUUCCCGCCGCCGUUCUCCGAUGAUCAGCACCCCUUUUCGUUCCUGGACUUGCUCUCCGACUCCCAAGACGACUUCUGCACCAUUUUCGACCUCCUCGAAACCGUGCCGCCGCCCUUGUUUCCUCCGCCGCCGCCGGUGCCCGCGUGGCCGGAGGCGGCGAACACUCCGGUGACACCGAACUCGUCGUCGAUAUCGUCCUCGUCGAAUGACGCUGCGAUUAAAAUUGCUGAUGAAGUUGAUCAAGAUCAUCAAGACCAAAACCAGCUUCUGGUGAUACCCAAAAAGAAGAUUGAGAAGAGGCAAAGAGAGCCGAGAUAUGCGUUCAUGACAAAGAGUGAAAUAGAUCACUUGGAUGAUGGGUAUAGAUGGAGAAAGUAUGGCCAAAAAGCAGUAAAAAACAGCCCCUUUCCAAGGAGCUACUAUCGUUGCACAACGACUGGUUGUGGUGUGAAGAAGAGGGUAGAGAGGUCGUUGGAGGAUUCAGCGAUUGUUGUCACAACAUAUGAGGGAAUGCACAAACACCCGUGCCCCAUAACGCCUCGUAGUCACAUUGCGAAUAUGCCAAAGACUGCAGCCAUACUAGGUGAACGCGCUAGCCCCUGUCGUGGUGGUGGUGGUGGUGGGAGAGGCAGUGGGAGUUCAUCUUUUCUCUUACCUCCUCAUCCUAAUAUGACACACAACCUUCAUCCUUGUCCGCUGAACCACCAUCACCAGCAGCAACAACAACAACAACUGCAACAACCGAUUAAUUUUGCAAUCGUACCCCCGGAUUUCCCUUCUCCUUUGACCUUAAUGAACAAACCUCCAACUAGUAAAGCGAUUCUCCCCCCACCCAACAUUUUGCAUCAAGAUAGAAGCCCGUCGUCGUUGCUUCUUCCUCGAUCUCCAGCUCCUCCCUCUUCAACGACGAUCCGAGAUGGUGGCCUUCUACAAGAUAUACUUCCAUCUCAAAUGAGAAAGGCGCCAAAGAAAGCGGGUGCUGAUGAUCAAGCGAAAGAUGAAUGAGUUCUCUUAAUUAAUUAUAACAUAUCAG